Carlito syrichta (Philippine tarsier) is the source of this 5185-nucleotide messenger RNA. RefSeq names its product fibronectin leucine rich transmembrane protein 2 (gene FLRT2). The coding region runs from base 869 to 2851 and encodes 660 amino acids. NCBI's taxonomy places the organism in Eukaryota, Metazoa, Chordata, Mammalia, Primates, Tarsiidae. The transcript has 2 exons. Gene Ontology annotation, molecular function: protein binding. The record is from RefSeq and is a predicted model, not a curated record.
UCCAGCUUCUCCGGGGAGUGCAGGGCGCACACAGGGUUAAGUCCGUUCCCUCUCUGGUAGGAGGGAGAGGAGGGGGAGGGAAAAAGCAGCUUACUGUCUCGGGCUGGGUACCUUAUAGUUAGUUGUACGUUCGAAACCUGUCGCCGUCACUUGCGAGUUUGGCACCAUCCAUUGUCACCGCGGAGGAACCAGCGCGCGGGGAUAAUAAGCUUGCCUGCCACCGUCGCGCCGGUCCCAGGUGCGCCUCCGGUCCUCCGUCCCGGGCGGCCAGCGGCGACCAGGCGGCACCUCCGCGUCCGCCGCCGUGUCCACCGAGCCCCGAGACCGGGGUGAUAGUUCUCAACGAUGGGCAGGAGGGACCUCGGCGGCGACCCCUAAAACAAUACCAUGCCCCGGGAGCCCCGCUGCUGCCGCGCCAGCUUCUUCCCUUUCCACCUCCCUGACCCUGUCGGAUUCGGAUGAGCCGAUUGCGAGGAGAAGACGCGGCCACCAGAUUGCAGAUUGAACUCAACCAAAAAGUUCAUAGGCUAAUCAAGGCUGGCCUGACCUACAAGAGAAGACAGGAGUUCUGCCUGCCCACUUGGGCUUGUGUUGACACCACCGGCCACUUGGCACCACCCAUUGCCUGUGUGGAAAAUUCUCCCUAUUGAAUUUUUUUUGCACAUGGAGGACAACAGCAAAGAGUGCAACACAGGCUGAUAAGACCAGAGAUAGCAGGAAGAUUAUUUUACCAUAUAGUCUCCGAACUUUCCCUGUAGCUGGAGUUCUGGACUUGGACAGAACCCUGUCCCAUUGUUUUGAUUUUGCUGUCUUGUUUUUUUCUUUUUCUUUUCCUGACCACAUUGGAUUUUAUUUCUGUACUUCAGAAAUGGGCCUACAGACCACAAGGUGGCCCAGCCAUGGGGCUUUUUUCCUGAAGUUUUGGCUUAUAAUUUCCCUGGGGCUCUACUCACAGGUCUCCAAACUCCUGGCCUGCCCUAGCGUGUGCCGCUGCGACAGGAACUUUGUCUACUGUAAUGAGCGUAGCUUGACCUCAGUGCCUCUUGGGAUCCCGGAGGGCGUAACCGUACUCUACCUCCACAACAACCAAAUUAAUAAUGCUGGAUUUCCUGCAGAACUGCACAAUGUACAGUCGGUGCACACAGUCUACCUGUAUGGCAACCAACUGGACGAAUUCCCCAUGAACCUUCCCAAGAAUGUCAGAGUUCUUCAUUUGCAGGAAAACAAUAUUCAGACCAUUUCACGGGCUGCUCUUGCCCAGCUCUUGAAACUUGAAGAGCUACACCUGGAUGACAACUCUAUCUCCACAGUGGGGGUGGAAGACGGGGCCUUCCGCGAGGCUGUUAGCCUCAAAUUGUUGUUUCUGUCUAAGAAUCAUCUGAGCAGUGUACCUGUUGGGCUUCCUGUGGAUUUGCAAGAGCUGAGAGUGGAUGAGAACCGAAUUGCUGUCAUAUCAGACAUGGCCUUCCAGAAUCUCACGAGCUUGGAGCGUUUGAUUGUGGACGGGAACCUCCUGACCAACAAGGGCAUUGCUGAGGGCACCUUCAGCCAUCUCACCAAGCUCAAGGAAUUUUCCAUCGUACGUAAUUCACUCUCCCACCCCCCUCCUGACCUCCCAGGUACACAUCUGAUCAGGCUCUAUUUACAGGACAACCAGAUAAACCACAUCCCUUUGACAGCCUUCUCAAACCUCCGUAAGCUGGAAAGGCUGGAUAUCUCCAACAACCAACUGCGAAUGCUGACUCAAGGGGUCUUUGAUAAUCUCUCAAACCUGAAGCAGCUCACGGCUCGGAAUAACCCUUGGUUUUGUGAUUGCAGUAUCAAAUGGGUCACGGAAUGGCUCAAAUAUAUCCCUUCAUCUCUCAACGUGCGUGGUUUCAUGUGCCAAGGUCCUGAACAAGUCCGGGGAAUGGCCGUCAGGGAGUUGAAUAUGAAUCUUUUGUCGUGUCCCACCACGACCCCCGGCCUGCCUGUCUUCACCCCAGCCCCAAGUACAGCCUCCCCAACCACCCAGCCUCCCACUCUCUCAGUUCCAAUCCCUAGCAAAAGCUACACACCUCCAACUCCUACCACAUCGAAACUUCCCACAAUUCCUGACUGGGAUGGCAGAGAAAGGGUGACCCCACCCAUUUCUGAGCGGAUCCAGCUCUCUAUCCAUUUUGUGAAUGAUACUUCCAUUCAAGUCAGCUGGCUGUCGCUCUUCACCGUGAUGGCAUACAAACUCACCUGGGUGAAAAUGGGCCAUAGUUUAGUAGGGGGCAUCGUUCAGGAGCGCAUCGUCAGUGGUGAGAAGCAGCACCUGAGCCUGGUAAAUCUAGAGCCCAGGUCCACCUAUCGGAUUUGUUUGGUGCCACUGGAUGCUUUUAACUACCGUGCAGUGGAAGAUACCAUUUGUUCCGAGGCCACCACUCAUGCCUCCUAUCUGAACAACGGCAGCAACACAGCUUCCAGCCAUGAGCAGACAACUUCCCACAGCAUGGGCUCCCCUUUUCUGCUGGCCGGCUUGAUUGGGGGAGCGGUGAUAUUUGUGCUCGUGGUCCUGCUCAGCAUCUUUUGCUGGCAUAUGCACAAAAAGGGGCGCUACACUUCUCAGAAGUGGAAAUACAACCGGGGCCGGCGGAAAGAUGACUAUUGCGAGGCAGGCACCAAGAAGGACAACUCCAUCCUGGAGAUGACAGAAACCAGUUUUCAGAUCGUCUCCUUAAAUAACGAUCAGCUCCUUAAAGGAGAUUUCAGACUGCAACCCAUUUACACCCCAAAUGGGGGCAUUAAUUACACAGACUGCCAUAUCCCCAACAACAUGCGAUACUGCAACAGCAGCGUGCCAGACCUGGAGCACUGCCAUACGUGACAGCCAGAGGCCCAGUGUCACAAGGCAGAUGAUAAGACUCUCGGGAACACACACGUGUGUGCACAUAAAGACACACAAAUUACAUUUGAUAAAUGUUACACAGAUGCAUUUGUGCAUUUGAAUACUCUGUAAUUUAUACGGUGUACUAUAUAAUGGGAUUUAAAAAAAAGUGCUAUCUUUUCUAUUUCAAGUUAAUUACAAACAGUUUUGUAACUCUUUGCUUUUUAAAUCUGAAAAAAAUAGUUGCUGAAGUACUGUACAGGGUUGUACAAUGAGAACCCAACGCCAAGGCAAAAGAACGAGUGAUUCUUCCUUAAGAUGCACGCCAACCACUUUGCUGUGGAAGCUGCCACAAUAAAUUCCUGGUGGUCAGAUGAAAGGGCAGAUUAAAAUGGACUCAUCAGGGUAAGAUGAAUAAUGUGAGUAAAAAGAGAAAUGGCCCAGAUAUUUUCAUGCUAUUUCUAUACCUCCUGGUCAGGAAGACAAGUAAAAAAAUUUAUCAUUUAAGAGUGGAGGUUGUUACCCUGAUUUGACCCUGUGCAAGAAAUGCUGACAGCAUCAAGAGGAAGCCAGUUCCCGUGAGAUAAGUUAACCCAGGCUGACAGAAUCAAGGAAAUUGAGAUGAGAUUUGAAAAGACCUGAAAACCCAGGGGUUGGCUUUCUGACUGGGAACUUAAGAAAUCCCUCUUCAUGCUUCCCUCGCCCUAUGUGAUAACACAGUUAGAGACUUGAGUCUGAUUUCAGUCAUCUUCAGGGACCGGUCUGAUGUCGUAGCAAGAAAACUCCCUUUAAAAGUGUUACUGUUCAAAUUGUAUGUCAGGUUGAAUCACAUUCAACAGAGAUAUAUUCUAGAAUACUUUUUUUAGAAGAGGCUAAUAAAAUAAAGGGAAGAAUUAUAUUGAAUGGAAUUAUUUUUGAUAAUGAGAAUUAUUUCAGUAGAUUCACUGAGGCUAUGUCAACAUGAUAUUUAGACCAACAAGGGAUUAAUGUUUGGAAAAUACAACCAUGACUUAUUUUAAAAUUAUUGAUAGUACUUAGACAAAAACGACUGAUCAGUGGUUCUGUUAUACUAUGUCAACUGAUUUUGUUAGUAUCAUGUUGAAAUAGCUUGAAUUAAUACCUUUAUCCCCUCACAAAUUCCUGUCUUCCAAUCAUCUCCCAUAUAUUUUCAUAAUUAGUUGUUUAUGCCACCUUUACUUUUCCUCCCUCUGCUCAGUAUUUCAAGUGAAAUGAUGGAUCCCAGUCUUGGCUGCACAAAAUAUCUAGAUGUACCUCUACCUUUUUAAAUGCAUACUAAUUUCCACUGCUAAUAAUUCUUAAAGACACAUCAAAACUGGCCAAAAUAAUGAAGUUUUUAAACAACGAUACCAGAUUUCAUCCUUGGUCUGACUUUGAUCCUGUUCCACUUUUGAAAUUUCAUUUGUUCCUUUUCAAUUGUGGAUGUGCCUCUACUUUGGGGAUUGUGGAGGGAUAAUCAAUCUUAUAUUAGCAAGACAACCGAAGAAAAAUGAACAAGUCAGUGGGUGAAGGCUUGUUCUCCUAAUGCUAGCAGAGCAGGGCAUAGAGCAGAGGGCAUAGAGAUGAGAGGGAUGUCCGUGCUUUAUUCUAGAUCUUUCUGAAGCAACAUCCAUCUUCAGAAAACACAUAUAAUUUACUCUAACCCUUGCCAUCCCUUAGAUAGAGAAGGGCUAUAGAUCAUAUACAUUAUCUAAAACUACUCUCUUGGAAAAUUCUUUCAAAGAUCAGAUUUAGACAUUUCAUCCUGUGCUGCAUAUUUCCUGUACCAAUGGCCAUUAUAUUAGGGACCAUGACAUGAAUGUCACAAUCAUCUUACUCUCGCUCUCUUUCUCUCUUUAAGCAAAAUAAAACUGUGAUGUGUCUUCUCUGUAAAAGUUUAGGUAUAAAAUGCUAUGCAACUUUUUCUUUAUAGUAAGAGCUUUAUUUUCUUUAAUAAUAUACCCCAACUUAUAUGUUUUAAUCUCCCUUGUCCCUCAGAUUAAGCAGAAAAUGUAACUGAAGCUAUAAUGUUGUAGACAAGAAUUGAAACUGUGCAGUCAAUAGAGCUGAACUUAGCUGCAAAUUAAUUUAAAGUAAUUCUAAAAUGAAUCGUUUCCAUGUUAGUCUAUUAACUAGAGGGUUUUGGCUGUUGUUUUUAUAAAGCUAGCUCCACACAGUGAAGGGAAAAGACAAUCUGGAAUGGUGACCAGUGCAGCAGAAAGCCAUCUAAAAUCAAGACUAUGAUAUGGGGUUCUGUGUACUUUAGCUGGAUAAUUCCCUUCCGCUGUCCUCUUCCCCUUGGCCGUGUAGAUAAAACUGUGUGGUCAAAUGAUGGUA